Ostertagia ostertagi is the source of this 291-nucleotide messenger RNA. NCBI's taxonomy places the organism in Eukaryota, Metazoa, Nematoda, Chromadorea, Rhabditida, Trichostrongylidae. The record is from the annotation of a GenBank genome assembly.
AUGCAAAGCGAGAGUGGUGUUACUGCGCCGAUGCAAAAACUGGAAGGGAGGCACCGAACUCACGCAAAGGAACGGGAGAGAACAAAUACAUCAUCUGUGGAAGUACAAAUAAUUCCAUUGACCCCAACGAACUUUUCUAUGCCGACGCUAUCUUACAACAGCGGGAACGCUACUCAGUCGCAAGCCCGACAUGCAAACUGGACAAAAGUAAGGGCGUGGCUUGUCAAGGUCAAGGUGCCAAGCCUUCAGUUAGGUUCUAGUUCGAUUUACAACACGCUCUACCUGCGCUAG